GGGGGGCCAGGUGACGGGGCGAAAUCCUGCUGCCUUCCCGCGGGAACGUCACGUCCCAUGGAUGUCCACGGGAACCAUCCCUUGCUCUGCAAGUGUCACAACCGCUUCGGCGAAAUGGAAUCAGAGCCAUGAGAAGCAUCUUGAUAUUCGAUAUUUUCCAUGCGAUCUGUUACUCCGUCGGAAGCCUUUAAAUAUGCUGCGUAUACCCGAAGUUUCAGGGUGACUGAGCAUCUUCAACAAGCCUUCACCAACCUGCCACACCCAUAGAUGAACGCCAGCAAGCGAAUCUUCCAAGAAAGACUUGGUCGCCACUAUAUCCAGCUUCGUGGCCAUCAACUCCAUCUACAAUGACAAUCACUCCCAUUUCCUCAUCUGCCAGAAGGACUCGACGUUCAUUGCCAGCCGUCCUAAUGCGAGCUGGCACGUCAAAGGGCCUCUUCAUCCAUCGAGCGCAUCUCCCAUCGUCAGAGAAUGUAUGGGCUGCUCCCCUCCUGGCCGCAAUGGGUUCACGUUACAACGACACCCGCCAGAUCGAUGGCGUUGGCGGCGCAACAAGUGUCACAUCGAAGGUGGCAGUGGUAGCUCCUUCAAGUCGCCCUGGCGCUGAUGUCAACUAUACCUUUGUGCAGGUAGCCGUAGGGAAAGAAGCCAUCGACAUGAGCGGCAAUUGCGGAAACAUGUGUUCUGGUGUCGGGCCGUUCGCCGUCCAGGAAAAGCUCGUGGAGCCUCAGCUUGGCGCACGAACUGUGGAUGUACGGAUUUUCAAUACCAACACUUCAAGAAUCAUUGUCGAAACUGUACAGAUAGACGAAAAUGGUGAGCUCGAGGAGCACGGCAAUUGUAUCAUUCCUGUGGUCAGGGGUUCCGGCAGCGAAAUCAAGGUCGCGUUCGUUGAUCCGGCAGGGAGCAUGACGAACAAGCUUUUCCCCAGCGGAGUUCGCGCUGAGAAGAUCGUCGUUGACGACGUGGCAGGCCUGUCGCCUUUCUCGGUAGAUGUGACACUCAUCGACUCCGCAAAUCCAUUCGUCCUGGUAGAUGCCCAAACCACGGCGCCGCUUCUAAAAGGCCAACAGUAG
Verticillium dahliae VdLs.17 is the source of this 1076-nucleotide messenger RNA. RefSeq names its product methylitaconate delta2-delta3-isomerase. The transcript has a single exon. Lineage: Eukaryota; Fungi; Ascomycota; Sordariomycetes; Glomerellales; Plectosphaerellaceae. The record is from RefSeq and is a predicted model, not a curated record. Bases 501 to 1076 code for a protein of 191 amino acids.